CCCAUUAUGGCGGAGGGGCCAGUCGUGCGAAUGGAUUGUCUCUCCCACUCUGAUGCUUGUUUUGUGUCUUGAGGGAGGGGUGUUUUUUCCACAAUAGCCCGGUUUCUUUUCAAUCACAGUACACUUGUGCUUAUCUCCUAAGUCAUGGCAGACCGCGGCGUGGAUUUGUCCGCCCUACCAAAAGAGGUUAGAGACCAACUGGCGGAGUUGGAUUUGGAGCUGUCUGAAGGUGACAUCACACAGAAGGGCUAUGAGAAGAAGAGAGCUAAGCUGCUGGCCCCCUACAUCCACCAGAUGCCAAAUGUGGACCUGUCUCUGCCAGAUGUCCAGCUGUCCCCAGGCCACAGCGCAGACCCCAGCCCCAGUCCUGAGGCCCCAGGCCCCUCCACCUCUUCAGCCUCCAAACAUCACCGCACACACCGCAGUGGAGGGGCCAGGGAUGAGCGUUACAGAUCAGACAUCCACACAGAGGCUGUGCAGGCAGCGCUGGCCAAACAUAAAGAAGAGAAGAUGGCACUUCCCAUGCCCACAAAGAGGCGCUCGGCCUUUGUCCAGUCUCCUGUGGACAACUGCACACCCCCAGACACGUCUUCUGCAUCAGAGGAUGAGGGCUCACUGCGCAGACAGGCAGCUCUUAGUGCAGCACUGGCCCAGAGCCUGCAGAGCCCUGAUUACUGGAUCAACCGUUCCGUCCAGAGCUCCUCCACCUCCUCCUCUGCUUCCUCCACCCUCUCCCAUGGAGAGCCCAAGACCCAGCCUCAGCCCCAGCCUGUUUCUGCGUUAGCCGACGUUCUGGCCCACACACGCAUAGAAAACAGCGUCCCACCAGAUGUGACGUCCUCAACCCCGCAGGAGAGGGGGUCCAGGGUGGACCUGCCCCCGGCUGUCAGGGGCAUGAGCCGCGGACAGAGUCGCUCCAGCAUGCUGGAUACUGCUGAUGGAAAGAGAAAAGGCGUGCCAGUCAACAGCAGGGUCUCUACUAAGAUCCAGCAGCUGUUGAAUACACUCAAACGGCCCAAAAGACCGCCACUCAGCGAGUUCUUCCUUGACGACUCAGAGGAAAUUGUAGAAGUGCCCCAGCCAGACCCCAACACCCCGAAGCCGGAGGGCCGUCAGAUCAUCCCAGUGAAGGGGGAGCCCCUGGGGGUGGUCAGUAACUGGCCCCCAGCCCUGCAGGCUGCACUGGCCCGCUGGGGGGCCACCCAGGCCAAGAGCCCAGCCCUGACUGCCCUGGACAUCACCGGCAAACCCCUCUACACACUCACAUAUGGUAAACUAUGGAGUCGCAGUCUGAAGCUGGCCUACACACUGUUGAACAAGCUGGGCACCAAGGCCGACCCCGUCCUCAAACCAGGAGAUCGGGUGGCGUUGGUGUACCCAAACAGUGACCCAGGCAUGUUCUGGGUGGCAUUUUAUGGCUGCCUGCUGGCUGAGGUCAUCCCUGUGCCCAUAGAGGUACCAUUGUCUCGACAGGACGCUGGCAGCCAGCAGAUUGGCUUCCUGUUGGGCAGCUGCGGGGUCGGCCUGGCGCUGACCAGUGAAGUGUGUCUCAAAGGACUUCCCAAGACGCCCAGUGGAGAGAUCAUGCAGUUCAAAGGAUGGCCGAGGAUGAAAUGGGUGGUGACAGACACCAAGUACUUGACCAAACCUUCCAAAGACUGGCAGCCCCACAUUCCCACCGCCAACACAGACACUGCCUACAUAGAGUACAAGGCCAGUAAGGAAGGGACAGUGAUGGGAGUUGCUGUGUCCAAGAUCUCUAUGCUGACCCACUGUCAAGCCCUCACCCAGGCCUGUAACUACUGUGAAGGGGAAACACUGGUCAAUGUGUUAGACUGCAAAAAAGAUAUGGGCUUGUGGCACGGUGUCUUAACGAGCGUCAUGAACAGAAUCCACACCAUCACAGUGCCGUACGCAGUCAUGAAAGCCUGUCCCAUGUCCUGGGUGCAGAGGGUCCACAUUCACAAAGCACGUGUGGCCUUGGUGAAGUGCCGUGACCUCCACUGGGCCAUGAUGGCCCACAGAGACCAGAGGGACACCAACCUGUCUUCCAUACGUAUGCUUAUAGUGGCUGAUGGAGCCAACCCAUGGUCUGUGUCGUCAUGUGAUGCCUUCCUGAAUGUGUUCCAGUCUCACGGCCUGAAGCCUGAGGUCAUCUGUCCAUGUGCCUCUUCUCCUGAGGCCCUGACUGUGGCUAUACGCAGGCCUGGUGCACGUGGAGCUCCUCUGCCAGCAAGGGCCAUCCUGUCCAUGGGCGGCCUGAGCCACGGGGUGAUCAGGGUCAACACAGAGGACAAAAAUUCUGCCCUCACUGUACAGGAUGUGGGCCACGUCAUGCCUGGAGCUCUGAUGUGCAUUGUGAAACCAGAUGGGCCUCCCCAGCUGUGUAAGACAGAUGAGAUAGGCGAGAUAGUCCUCAACUCUCGCGCUGGUGGCACCAUGUACUAUGGCCUGCCUGGUGUGACCAAGAACACAUUUGAGGUGAUCCCUGUCAAUCAGGCUGGAGCCCCCAUUGGUGAAAUCCCCUUCACUCGCACUGGCCUCCUGGGUUUUGUAGGACCAGGCAGUCUGGUGUUCGUUGUGGGGAAGAUCGAGGGACUGUUGAUGGUCAGCAGCCGGCGGCACAACGCUGAUGAUCUGGUGGCCACUGCACUGGCAGUGGAGCCGGUCAAAACAGUUUACAGGGGGAGGAUUGCUGUGUUCUCGGUGACUGUGUUCUAUGAUGAGAGGAUAGUGAUUGUGGCAGAGCAGCGGCCUGAUGCCAGCGAGGAGGACAGCUUCCAGUGGAUGAGCCGAGUACUGCAGGCCAUUGACAGUAUUCAUCAGGUUGGCCUGUACUGCCUUGCGCUCGUCCCAGCCAACACCCUCCCAAAGACGCCGCUCGGAGGGAUCCACAUCUGUGAGACCAAGCAGAACUUUCUGGAGGGCAACCUGCAUCCCUGCAAUAUCCUCAUGUGCCCUCACACCUGUGUCACCAACCUGCCCAAACCCCGCCAGAAACAGCCAGUGGGUGUCGGUCCAGCUUCCAUCAUGGUCGGCAAUUUGGUGGCAGGGAAAAGGAUUGCUCAGGCUGCAGGCAGAGAGCUGGGUGUUGUUGAGGACCAGGAUCUGAUCAGAAAGCACCAGUUUUUGUCUGAAGCUCUGCAGUGGAGAGCCCAAACUGACCCAGACCAUGUUCUUUAUGUGCUGCUCAAUGCCAAGGGGGUAGCAGUGUGCACAGCCACAUGUGUCCAGCUGCACAAGCGAGCUGAGAAGAUCACUGCUGCCCUGAUGGAGAGGGGUGGCCUCAACACAGGAGACAACGUGGUGCUGCUUUAUCCCCCAGGUAUCGACCUGAUUGCUGCCUUCUAUGGUUGUCUCUAUGCGGGAGUCAUCCCUGUGACAGUGAGGCCGCCCCACCCACAGAACCUGGCUGCCACCCUUCCUACCGUGCGCAUGAUCAUUGAUGUGAGUAAAGCAGCUUGCAUCCUGACCACUCAGCCCCUCAUGAGGAUCCUCAGGUCCAGAGAGGCUGCUGCCAGCGUCAAUGUCAAGACAUGGCCCACCAUCAUAGAUACAGAUGAUCUCCCCAGGAAGCGGCCUCCGCAGAUCUAUAAGCCCCCCACAGCUGAGAUGCUGGCCUACCUGGACUUCAGCGUGUCCACCACAGGCAUGCUGACCGGAGUCAAGAUGUCCCAUGCGGCAGUCAGUACUCUGUGCCGCUCCAUUAAGCUGCAGUGUGAGCUCUACUCCUCUCGCCAAAUAGCCAUCUGCCUGGACCCGUACUGUGGCCUGGGCUUUGUCCUGUGGUGCCUCUCCAGUGUUUACUCAGGUCACCAGUCCAUCCUUAUCCCUCCUCUGGAGCUGGAGAGUUCGCUGCCUCUGUGGCUGAGCACGCUCAGUCAGUACAAGAUCAGAGACACUUUCUGCUCCUACUCGGUCAUGGAGCUGUGCACCAAGGGCCUCGGCACCCAGACAGAGAUACUGAAGGCACGGGGUCUGAAUCUGUCAUGCGUGCGGAGCUGCGUGGUGAUAGCAGAGGAGCGGCCUCGUCUCUCCCUCACCCAGUCCUUCUCCAAGCUGUUCAAGGAUCUGGGUCUGUCACCCCGGGCCGUCAGCACCGCCUUCGGUUCCAGAGUCAACCUGGCCAUCUGCCUGCAGGGCACGGCUGGACCGGACCCGUCCACUGUCUAUGUUGACAUGAAAUCUCUGCGCCAUGACAGGGUGAGGCUGGUGGAACGAGGGGCGCCACAGAGUCUUCCACUCAUGGAGUCAGGCACUAUCUUACCUGGAGUGCGGGUGAUCAUAGUGAACCCUGAGACCAGAGGCCCUCUGGGAGAUUCUCAUCUUGGGGAGAUUUGGGUGAACAGCCCCCACAGUGCCAGUGGCUACUACACCAUCUAUGGAGAGGAGAGCCUGCAGGCAGACCACUUCAACACCAGACUCAGCUUUGGGGAGCCCCAUACUCUCUGGGCCAGGACCGGAUACCUGGGUUUCGUCAAGAGGACCGAGCUGCUGGAUGCAAGCGGAGAUCGUCAUGAUGCCUUGUUUGUGGUGGGCUCCCUUGAUGAGACGUUGGAGCUGAGAGGGCUGCGCUAUCACCCGAUUGACAUUGAGACCUCUGUGUCCCGAGCUCACCGCAGCAUUGCAGAGAGUGCUGUGUUUACAUGGACCAACCUGUUGGUUGUGGUGGCUGAACUGAGUGGCUCGGAGCAGGAGGCCUUGGACCUGGUGCCCCUUGUCACCAAUGUGGUCCUGGAGGAGCACCACCUCAUCGUGGGGGUGGUGGUCAUCGUGGACCCCGGGGUCAUCCCCAUCAACUCCAGAGGAGAGAAGCAGAGAAUGCACCUGCGAGACUCCUUCCUGGCAGACCAACUGGAUCCCAUCUAUGUGGCCUACAACAUGUGAAGACCCUCCGCCAACUGAUGAAAACAGAAAACUGAGCCAGGCUCUGAGAACAGAUGAGCGGGAGAAGGACUGGGGCGACCCCAGUGUUAAACCUCAGUCACACACACACAAACACCACAGAUGUGGGGAUGGGGGUGCAGUAAAAGUACUGUAGUGAGCAAGUGCUCCCCUCUUGGAAACAGCAGUUCAUUCACUGCUUCACUCUGCUGGAUCACUGUAAUCCAGGUUCACUGAGGUUGCCACUGGGGGAAAAUGAUUUUUCUCCUCUUGAUUGUGCGGGCAUGCACUUCUCUCAACUGGAGGAAAGUAGUCUUCAUCCACUCUCGGCAUCCCACCUCCUCAUCACAGCUCCAAACCAUGAUAUUUUUUUUUACCAGACAUUGCAUAAUUUUACCACAGAGAAAACUUUUAUUUCUCACCUCCUUUCAUUCCUUGGUUUUCAGCCGAGCCUGUACCAUGCAGCCCCCUCUGCUUGUGUUUUUUUUUUUUUUUUUACCAGCCAUUCUUGAAAGCAGGGGUGGCACCCUGGAAUGGGAGAGGCGCUGGAUAUUUCCCCAUGCACUUUACCUCCUCGCACCUCCAAGUUAUUUUCCUGUCCAGCCCACCUCCACGGGGACACCCCCCACGAUUGCUGCUUCACACAAAGCAAAUCCCCAUCAGUAUUAAAGUGCCACCAGCACGUGCAGCCCAUGUGGGCAGCGCUGACAUGUUACCUUUCUAUCAGGUGCACCGUGGCUUUCACCACCUAUCGCAUAUUUGUCAAUAGGUAUGCCGUUGGCGUUCACAGUUUGAAAACGUUCUGCAGUACACCUGAAUUAUUUGUUGCUGUGGGAAAAUAAAGAUUAGCUUCAUGAGCAUACAGCCUGCAUAAAAGACAAGUAAUGUUACUUUGAUGGACAGAAACACAAGUCCUUGAUAUACUGUGUGAGUAGGAGUUGGUUCAUUAGAUAGUUCUUACUGUGAUAGUACUAAUAUUGAAUUUUCAAAAUUUUAAACACAAAAAUCUAUUGAAGGUGAGUCAAAGCUAUACCUACCGUUGUUUAGGUAUGCAUGUUAAUUGGCAGUGCAAUCAGUGUCGACAUGUGAGCCUGUUUAUUUACUAUGCUGUUGCAUUCAGUAGGAAAUACUGUGACAAGAGGUCACGAGGACAUUGAUGGGCUAAAUAUUCAGGCAUGGCUGUCAGGGUUACACAGUAUGAGUCACUGUUUCCUGGCUUGAACAGAAAUGCCCCCACCACUAACUUGCAGUACGUGUCUUUGUGUAGUUUCCCAUGGCAAAGCAAAGAGCAUCUUUCAUUUAAUAUUAGCAUCACAGUUGAUUAGGUAAAUGUGGAUUAUCAGAAGGCAAGUUAGUGCCUUUAUUUUGCACCAUCAUGAAGCAUGACAUUUGUGAUCAUGGACUGGUGAAUUUCUAAAAAGUAGGUAUCAAGAAUAAGGACAAAACCUUGCCUUAUUAAACCUGUGGAACUUCAGUAUUUUUUAUUUUUUGGUUAAAGGCUUCAUUUAUGGCAGUACUAUUAGCAUAAUUAAAGAAGUAUUCCACCAUUUUGACAUGUGGAAUCGGACACCGGCUUAUUAUUAUUGGCACCACACUCGUAUCACAGUUUUGAUGGGGUGUCUUGUCCUUUUCAGUUUAUGGUCAUGUUUUUUUUUUUUUUCCUAAUUUCAUCAUGCCAUUUAAAUCCAUUGUUUCUAUCUGUAACACUGAAACAAAUCUACAAAUUAGGAAUUAACAAUAAUCAAACUGUUGUAAAAGGCCCAUGUGUUAAAAAUGGCAGAAUCCUCCUUUAAAAGAAAAGGGAGGUUAUAAAGGACAAGGAUGUCGUCUGUAUACUGUAUUUUAGAGGUCAAAUACUGUACUACUUGUGUUAAUGUGUACAUUGAACUUUGUUGAUAAAACUUGACAGAUCUUUCAUACUUGACAGCAUUUUUCUGCAUCAUUAAUUUAAUGGCAUCACAUUGCAAAAAGGAAGAAAAAAAAAAAAACAAUUUCAACUUAUUUUGGCAGGAAGUAACAAUGUGCACUUUCCCAAUACCAUUUUACAUGUGUGAGUGUGUCCACCUGGGAGUGUGAGUGUGUUAAUCCAGUUUAACAUUGAUAUUCGGCUAUUCAGCAAAGUUUGUCCUUCACAAGACAAUGAUCCCAAACUAUUGAACCAUUUUUAUUCUGAAUGCAAACUUUCUUUGUUAUCUGCAUAUUUUUUUUAAUGUCGCCUCCACUGUAUUUUAAUUCUUUCCAUCCAAAUUGGAACUUAAUAUAUUUUAUAGGGGUUUUAUCAAUAUUUCUUUGAAACUGCACAACUUCUGCAAACGAUCGGUUUGAUUUAUAAGUAGUUUGAUAUACUAGAAAUUGCUAUACCAACAUUUCCAUUCAGUGACGGACAUUGACAUGUUUGCAAGCCAGUCUUUUUGGGCAAGGUUGAAUUACUCAUAAAUAACUCUAAGUGAGGCUUUUGAGCUAUUUUGUGGUAAUUGCUUUGUUGCUACUUUUCACUCCAAGUUUUAAUAAAGGUUUAUAAUUUCAUGCCGGCCUUCAAGCCUUUUCAAUAGACACUGGUGCUAUCUAUACAGGAAAGUUUGAGUUUCAUAUGACGACAAGUGACACUGACAGACUUCAGUCCUCCAACGUCAUCACACAGAAGGUGUAGAAGAUUUCUUCCUGGUCGCCCUUUUUUGUGUGAAAAAAAAACCCAACAAAAAACAAGUCAUUUGGUCAUUCAUUUUCAGUGCUAAUACUUUCAUACUUUGACUCAUGCUCAUUUCUGUAUUUAAUUUGUGAGGCAUCAUCAAAUUUUCAUCAAUUCUGGGAUCAAAAAUCUGUCCAUGGGCAAACUGACAUGGAUGUUACAAAUUGACAUACCCACCGUUUCCUUCUCUCUAUUUAUUUAAAAUCUCAAGUUGUGGUUUUGUGUAGAAUGGCAUAUAUUUCUCAACUCCAACUUUAUUCUAAGCACAAUAUGUAUUGUACUGGUGAGGUAAUGAAAUUAGGAUCUUUCACACAAAACUCAAGGGCCCAAAAAUGUAUACCUCAACAACUGUCUGUACACUAUGCAUAGCCGAGCUGCAGCAAAGACAUUCUGAAACAGUCAAUGGUGCGAUAACUUCUAACUCAGAAAAUGCAUUCAUGUCCUACUUGACAAAACACUGUCACACUGUCAUUGGAUGUGUCUCAUGUAAAAUAAAAAA
Myripristis murdjan (pinecone soldierfish) is the source of this 8072-nucleotide messenger RNA. It is a transcript of the gene dip2ba, whose product is annotated as disco-interacting protein 2 homolog Ba. The record is from RefSeq and is a predicted model, not a curated record. Lineage: Eukaryota; Metazoa; Chordata; Actinopteri; Holocentriformes; Holocentridae. The transcript is spliced from 39 exons. Bases 145 to 4887 code for a protein of 1580 amino acids.